Molecule: messenger RNA, 1014 nt
Organism: Betta splendens (Siamese fighting fish)
Lineage: Eukaryota; Metazoa; Chordata; Actinopteri; Anabantiformes; Osphronemidae
Product: somatostatin-1-like
Exons: 2
Coding region: 66-404 (112 amino acids)
Cellular component (GO): extracellular region
Molecular function (GO): hormone activity
Source: RefSeq, a predicted model, not a curated record
AGUGGAUAUUGUCUUGCCAAAUAGAAUCUCUCAGGAAUCACAAAGGCAAAACUUUCCAAGCGACGAUGGCCCAAAUCAUGUGCAUUUUAGCACUUCUGUGUUUUGCAGUUUAUAUUGCUGAAAAUACAGACAUUGACUAUGACUUUAGAGAUCUCCAAGCUCAGCAAGAUUCAUUUUCAAGGUCUGACAAUUUUCAAAACAAACAGGACCUGCCAAAGACCGAGAACCUUGAUGACUUGCUUUACAAGGUUUUCAAAUUAAAAGAUGGACUUUUCCGCCAACAAACCAAAGACGCAACAAAACUGGAAGAGAAUCGACGGGGACUCGAUAGCGACAACACAACUAACCAUCCACGCAAACCUGGCUGCAGAGUCUUCUACUGGAAAUCCUGGACUGCUUGCUAAAUCGCUCACGUUCUGUUAUGCGAGACCAUGUGAUGAAAGUCUGAACUGUGAUACUCAUACUUUCAAUGAGGUCUCAUAAUAUUAUAUAGUCUGUCUGAACUGUUUUAAGAUGAGAGAAAAUAAAGACGUCAUAGUGUUCAUGCUGAUGCAAAUGUCUUUUCUAAAUUAUUUUAUUCAUUUAUUUAUUGUGAAUAUGAAAGUAAUGCAAAUUCAUAUUGUGGCAUUAAUGUUUAAUUCCACUAUUUCAAAUCAUCGCUUCUGUUUAAAAGCACUUGAGGCACUUUUGAUUCUUGCAGUCAGUUGAACAAUAGUUGAACCUCGUGAUCCUGGAUGCCUGCAUUAUUUAAAGCACCCCUGACAGCCUGGAGGAGGUGUGUACAUUGAAUUGAGCGCUAAAAAUUUUAUGAUCACCAAAUGAACAGUCAGAGUAAAAAAGAUGUUACUUGUCGUCCGCAUCAAAGACGCAGUUAGAUGUGCCCCGCAGAAAGAAACCGGGCAGGCUUCCAUCGCAGGCAGCAUAUCAAAUGCGUUGGGUUUAGAUUCCGUUACAUUCUUAAUCCAUCAGAUCAAUCACAUUCACAGGUCCCUCAAACGCAUCAAAGACCUCCCA